Molecule: messenger RNA, 834 nt
Organism: Patella vulgata (common limpet)
Lineage: Eukaryota; Metazoa; Mollusca; Gastropoda; Patellidae
Exons: 6
Source: RefSeq, a predicted model, not a curated record
AUUUCUGUUUUAUUUUUUUGUUUAGGAACAUGUACAUUACCAAGUGAUUUAGUUGGAACGUGGAUUAGCAGUACUAAAGGUUUUAUAACGUUUACCAGUUCAUCCAUCAGUGGAUAUACUAUCAGUAACUUCGGACAAUUUGAAUUUAACUGCACAGAUUCAUAUGGUUCCAAACUAGUUUUAAAGUCUUCUUCAUUUUCGUAUCUAGGAUUACAGUGGGAAGCGUAUUUAUGUUUAGAUUUAACGUCUGUUUCGUCAUAUUUAUAUACUUAUUACUUAGGAUCAGUGUCUGAAACUGAUGCCCAGAAUGAAAGAGUGAAGAUAUUUGUAUUGGGUGUAAAUCCGGCUGCUUCAGCUGUCUGUGAUAGAACUGGUGGUAAUGAUAUUGGAACAUAUGAUGUUCUACUUAAAAAUGAUUCAACAACAAGUGCUAUGAUUUCAUGUCCAACAAGUUUACAGGCUUACUGGUCAUAUACUAUAGAUAAUGGUAAUGGAACAGACUGUUUAAAUGAUUCCUAUCUUGAUGUGUGUUCAGAUGAUAAAACUUUAAGUUUUAAUUAUACCAGAUGUAGUAGUAAUGUAGGUUAUUCUGCGGAUGGAUCAUUAUCAUGUUUAUAUGAAUCUACCAAUGGAACAUCAUCGUAUCUUACUCUAUAUAAUAAUGAUAAUAAUAAUACAGAUGAAACUACAACUUACAGAUUUACAUGUCUGGUAUAUGAAGUAACAUCUAAUGGUAUAUCUAUGACACAGUAUCCACAAGCUUGUUUAACCAAUCAAACUACACAGUCUGUUACAUCUCCUGGGGCUGCCAUACUACUCUCUAAUAAAGGUUAG